AUGAGUCCCAAGCAGAUCGACGGCAAGGAGGUGGCCAAGCACAACUCGAUGGAGACGGGCGUGUGGAUCGUGGUCCAUGUCUACGACAUGACCGAGUUCCUGGAGGAGCACCCAGGUGGUCCCGACAUUAUUCUUCAGUACGGCGGCAAGGACGCGACUGAGGAGUAUGACCCUAUUCACCCGCCCGACGCUAUCAAGGACAACCUCGACCCCUCAAAGCACAUUGGAACCCUCAUCCCCGGCAGCCUGGCUCCUCCAGCUCCUGCUGCGGCCCCCGAACCCGUGCAGUCCACUGCUGUGGUCACCACAGGCCAGGUCGCAGCCCCUCAGCCGUAUGUCAAGCCCGACCUCAGCGAGAUUCUCUCGCUCCACGACUUUGAGGCGGUUGCUCGCCACACCAUGAACCGCCGUGGAUGGAACUACUACUCGUCUGGUGCAGACGACGAGAUCACCAUGCGCGAGAACAACACUGCUUACCAGCGUAUCUGGUUCCGUCCUCGCAUUCUUCGUGACGUGACCAAGGUCGACUUUUCGACCGAGAUCCUGGGCCACAAGUCGUCCAUGCCCGUGUACAUUACUGCCACUGCACUUGGCAAGCUCGGCCACCCCGAAGGCGAGGUGGUCCUCACCCGUGCCGCUCACGAGCACGGUAUUAUCCAGAUGAUCCCGACGCUGGCGUCGUGCGGAUUUGACGAGAUGGUGGACGCUGCCGCGCCUGGCCAGGUCCAGUUCCUGCAGCUGUACGUGAACGCGGACAAGAGCCGUACCAAGAAGAUUAUCGAGCACGCCGGCAAGCGUGGUGUCAAGGCACUCUUCAUCACUGUCGACGCUCCCCAGCUCGGCCGUCGCGAAAAGGACAUGCGCACCAAGUUUGAGGGUAACGCCUCGUCACACCAGACCAAGGGUGGCGACAAGGUCCAGCGCGACGCCGGUGCAGCCCGUGCCAUCUCGUCCUUUAUCGACCCCUCCCUCUCGUGGAAGGACAUUCCCUUUCUCAAAGAGUGUGCUGGCGACAUGAAGAUCAUCCUCAAGGGUGUCCAGAGCUGGGAGGACGCUGUGCUUGCUGCCGAGCGCGGCUGCGACGGUGUCGUUCUGUCCAACCACGGUGGUCGCCAGCUCGACACUGCCCCGGCCGGUAUCACCAUUCUCCCCGAGGUCGUCGCUGCUCUCAACCAGCGUGGUCUCCUCGUUCCCCCCGGCAAGCCUCGCUUCGAGAUCAUGGUCGACGGUGGUGUCCGCCGUGCCACUGACGUCCUCAAGGCCGUCGCCCUCGGCGCAACCGCCGUCGGUGUGGGCAGGCCAUUCCUUUACUCCAUGUCGACUUACGGCUUUGAGGGUGUCUGUCACAUGCUCCAGAUCCUCAAGGAUGAGUUUGAGAUGAACAUGCGCCUCAUCGGUGCCCCCACCCUCACCGACGUCGUCCCCUCCAUGGUCGACAUUAGCGCCCUCAAGGUCCCAACGGUUGGCAACACCAUGUUCGGCGUCAACUACGAGACAAUGUACCCGGCAGGUGUCAAGGCAAAGCUCUAG
Molecule: messenger RNA, 1530 nt
Organism: Apiotrichum porosum
Lineage: Eukaryota; Fungi; Basidiomycota; Tremellomycetes; Trichosporonales; Trichosporonaceae
Exons: 7
Coding region: 1-1530 (509 amino acids)
Biological process (GO): lactate metabolic process
Molecular function (GO): L-lactate dehydrogenase (cytochrome) activity; heme binding
Source: RefSeq, a predicted model, not a curated record